GAUUGUCAAGUGUUUCUACAAUUGGGCGGCGCAUAGUCCAGCAGGUAGGGAUUUGAUUGACCGUCUGCUGCCGGGGAUCAGAGAGCGUUGCCACUGCUCCGGGCCAUCCGAGGCAGAGUUGAUUCUUGCUCGCAGCCUUCAGUGGCCAGUGUGGUUUAAUCGCAUCAGCGCAGUUUCUCGAGGUCCUACAAGCUGGGCUCUUUGCAAGAUUUUUUCUCUCCAAGCGAUUACCUUGCGGGAAACUAAUACGGAGCUGCGUGUUGCUUUCCCCUGAGCCAUUAGGAUAUUAAAUCGGAAGAAUCCCCAUGGAUGCAAUGAAAUUAACACUCUGGUUCCUGGUGGCUGUCGCUGUAAACGACGAUGUGCUCUCACAAGAAGUGCGGCUGGAGAUGCCAAGCACCAAGCGGGUCUCCAUUGGCGAUAGAGUUGUCUUAACCAGUCUGAUUAUCACUGCCUCGUCAGAUAUAAACGUCACGUUUGUCAGUUGGAGGAAAGAGAACAGCGGAACGAUGUUAAUUUACCAGGACAACAAAAUUAUAGCAAAGCCUGACUAUCGUAACCGUGUUGGUUUCCUGCAUUCGAAGCUAAACAGAGACGUGUCUAUAUAUAUCAACAACACCACUUUAGCUGAUACAGCUCGCUAUUCUUGCAUGAUAGUUACUACAAAUCCUGAUGACUUGAAAGAGAAAGCAACCAAUCUGUCCGUGCUGGUUCCACCCUCAACACCAAAAUGCAACAUGUACGGGACUCAGAUUAUUGGGCAUAACGUGACUCUGACCUGCCGCUCGACACGGGGAAAACCAGUCCCUACCUAUACCUGGCAACGCAAUACCCUCAAGCCGCAGUUUUUUAACUUCCCAGCCCACAACUCUCAAAUGGGAACUCUGAUACUGAAGAACCUCACCAAGGAGAUGUCUGGAUUAUACAUUUGCAGGUCCAUAAAUUCAAUAGGGAAUGCAUCAUGCUCAAUACAGAUGGAUGUGACAACUUCAAAUAAUGCAGGAUUCUUCGCUGGGGCUAUUAUUGGGGCAUUCUUGGGGAUAUGUUUGCUGGUCGCUAUCAUUGGCUUCUUCUGCAUCUAUCAAAGGAAGAGAAAAUUUGAAAAGGAGGAGGAUCUGGCUAAUGAGAUAAAAGAGGAUUCUCAGGCACCAGUGGGAAACGUAUGGAUGAAGAAUGGGAGCUCUGACAUCAUCUCCAAAAAUGGCACCCUGUCUUCAGUGAAUAGCACAAUGCGCGCCUACAAGCCGUAUCCCGCCAAGCCACCGUCGGACACUGCGUCAACUAUCACCGCAAUGAACGUCAGUCGCGCCGGAAGUGGCAAACGUCCAAAAAGUGCCCAAAGACCAGCUACUGCACCGACUGUCAACACUCACCACUCUAGUCCUUCCCCCAAGUGGCAGAACAGAGCCCAGCAGCAGACACCGGAACAGGAGCCCACGUUGCCCCCAAUGUCCUCAUCAAAUCUUGCCAGGAUGGGGGCGGUGCCAGUCAUGGUGCCAGCUCAGAGUCAAUUCGGAUCACUGGUGUAGGGGCACCUUGGCAGUAUCAUGGCACGAGAUUCUCCAGUGAUUUUCCUCAUGUUACCAAACAAUAGGCUUCGGAUGCAACCUAUUUAUGGUUGCAGUGCAACAUUGUAAACAAUUACCUGAAGUCUCGUAAACCUCGUUUUAAAACAUUUUACAGCUAGAAAUCUAAAGAAGCCAGAAGUAAAACAUUUAGUGGAUUGAUGAGCUGAGAACUAUUUCUACCUUGGUAUCCCACUAACAUUUCAAACAUACUACUUUCUCCAGACUGAAUCCUUAUAAUCCUAGCUCUACUUCUGGCUGUUCUCAUCUUGACACCAAACUAACGUUCCUCAAGCACUUCAAUUCACCAUAUGGCUUGUUUUAAAGGUUAUUCAUUCAAUUUUAGUUAUACCCAUAAAAAGUACUGAGAAUCACACUUGCUAAUCCCCACUGAAGAGGAAUUCAGACAUGACUACUGACUCGCAUCACAAUGUAUCAUUUUUCUGGGCAGUUUACAUUUUCCUCUUUGUAGCUUUUAUCCCCCAGCUCUAUAAUAUGAGAUAACAGCAUGACAACAUAAUCUAAUGCUUUUGUCAGCAUCACUUCACCUUUUAGGUUGAAUCAUCCUUGCAUACAGAAGAUUAUGAUGAUCAGAUCAAAGCAAUUAAAAUAAAAUAAUUGAGGACCCAACAGUACAGAAAAAGCAAACACUAUUUCCUUCAGCAGAAAUUGAUACCAAAGCAAUGUAAUCACAACACUGGAGCCAAAUGAGUAUGCUCUCUAACUCACGAGAGUGUAUGAAUUAUGAAAUUACCUCACUCAGAAGGCUGGACAAUAAAUGCAAUUGAUCUUGUGGUAGAUUUUUGUUGCACGGUCAAGUAUGGGGCAGAUCGAACUGAACACCAGAGCCCCCUGAGAGUUGAAUGAGCUACUGUUCUCACUCAUGAUGUUUGCCAUUCGUACGUGGGGAAUAGGCUGCAUCAAUUACAGUUGGCUGCCAACAGAGAGAAAUCCAAACUUGGCGAAUUGGUGCAUGAGAGGGAACAAAGGACGUUGACAUCAGUACGGGAAAGACUUGGAAUGAAGGGGAUCAUUGGUUAUGCUUCAUCUUGUGGCCUAUGACUGCCACCUUGAUCCAAUUACAUUUUCAUAAAUGUUUUCAGCUUCCCUAUACUACACGUCGACACAAGGAACUGCUGUUGCUGGAAUCUUACGUAGAACACAAACUGCUGGAGUAACUCAGUGGGGUCAGGCAGCGUCUCAGGAGGUCGUGGAUAGGUGACAUUUUGGGUCGGGAAAGUUCCACAGAUCAUCCGUAUGUUGGAGACAAAUCAAUAGGCUUUUAAUACACGAGUGUGUAUUAUUCAUGAAAUGCCUCACUCUAACGUGAAGAAGGAUCCUAACCUUUCUAGAUGAUGCCUGACCCACUUAGUUACUCCAGUACCUUGUGUUCCCUGUGGUAAAUGCUAGAACUAUAUUAUCUGGUAUAAGCAGAGUGUAUCCUGAGGACAUACAAGAGCCGGAAAGCUGGAAUGUCUGCAGAGCUGCUGUUGCCAGGACUCGAGGGCCUGAGCUAUAGGAGAGGCUGAUGAGGAGUGAUCAUCUAGAGAUGUGCAAAAUCAUAAGAGGAAUAGAUAGGGUAAAUAUAUACAAUCUUUUACCCAGAGUGGGGGAAUCAAGAACCAGAGGACAUAGGUUUAAGACAAGGGGGGGUGGGGGAGAUUUAAUAGCAACCUGAGGGGCAACUUUUUUACACAACGGGCGGUAGGUAUAAGGAAUGAGCUGCCAGGGGAGGUAGUUGAGGCAGGUACUAUCAUAACAUUUAAGAAACAUAUGGACAGGUGCAUGGAUAGGCUAGGUUUACCGUGAUAAGGGCCAAAUGCAGCUAGGUGGGACUCUUGUAGAUGGGGCAUGUUGGUCGGCAUGGGCAAGUUGGGCUGAAGGGCCUGUCUCUCUGACUCUUAAGAGGCCAGUUUUCCUAGCAUCACAAAGUAUUCCGAGAUGUUUGGAAUCGCAGAUUGUUUAUCUGCCAUUAUUCAUGAAAUGCAGUGACAAACAGUUAAAGAUAUAACAGACAAUUAUCCAUGAGUAUUCCAGUGGUACAAUUGGCAAGAUAUUAAACACCAUCCAUGAAUGAACCAAGAAAUAGAUAGAAGGGAGAAAACAAAACUUGAGAGUAAACUAAUUAGGAACAAAAUGGGCUUGUUCAUAAAAAGAAAGUGAUUAACACAAGCUAGCAUGAAUACGGCAGAGGCUGUAAACAUUAUAAUAAGGGAUAAAGAAAUGGCAGAAAAAUUAAAACAAAUAUUUUGCAUUCAUUUUAACUGUAGAAGACGUGGAAGAUAUAUAGUGUGGGGAAUCACAAGUUUGACAAGGCUGAGCAAUAAAAGAUAAUACAUUUAAGAAAAUAAAUAUAUUCCAGGAAUUAAUCAUAAUUAAACCUAACAAACCAUUGGUCCUGAUGACUUACAUCAAGGGUUUUAAGUACACAGAGAGCAGAUGCAUUCAUUUUACUUCACCAUAAUUCCCCAGAGUCUUAAUUGGCUCUCAUGAAUUGGAAGACAGCAAAUAUUCAAGAAAGGAUGGAAAGCAAAAAUGGGGAAUUAUAAACCAUCGACAUCAAUGUGGAGUAAAUAGCAAUACCAGAAAGCAUUAUUAGGAUGAGUAAAGGAGCACUUAGGAAAUCAAUGUUAUUAUUCGGAAUGAACGCAAUAUUUUGAAAAGGUAAUUGUGUUUCCCAAAUCUAUUCAUUCUUUGAGGAAGAAACUAGCAAGGUACAUUAAGUAGAUUUUCAGAACGUACUUUGUUAAUGUGCCAAUAAUUGGUUACUACACAAUACUCAUGGGAUCCAGGUAGCAAAUAAACAUGAAGAAGCAAGAAACAGCAAAUGCUGGUUUACCAAGGAAAGACAAAAUCUUGUGCUGGAUUAGCUGGGCGGCACGGUGGCGCAGCGGUAGAGCUGCUGCCUUACAGCACUUGCAGCACUGGGGACCUGGGUUCGAUUCUGACUACGAGUGCUGUCUGUACAGAGUAUGUAAGUUCUCCCCGUGACCGUGUGGGUUUUCUCCGAGAUCUUCGGUUUCCUCCCACGCACCAAGGUUUGGUAGGUUGAUUGGCAUGGUAUAAGUGUCAAUUGGCGCUAGUGUGUGUAGGAUAGCGUUAAUGCUAUUGGUGGGCCGAAGGGCCUGUUUCCGCGCUGAAUCUCUAAACUAAACUAAACCAAAUCUGAUCAGUCUGAAGAAGGGUCACCCAUUCCUUCUCUCCAGAGAUCCUGCCUGAGUUACUCCAGCAUUUUGUGUCUAUAAACUAAACUAAACUCAGGCAGGCAACAUCUCUAGAGAACAUGGAUGUUGGGUUGGGACCAUUCUUCAAAAUGCAUGUAUAAACAUGGAUUGGUUAAGAAUAAGGGUAAAAGGGUAAUUUAAAAUAGAGCAAUGUGAAAGUAGCUGAUUUCCUCAUAGAUCGAUCCUUGAGCCUAAACCAGACAGAAUAAUUAAGUGAAACCAACUAUAAUACUGUAUAGAAGGUAGAAAGUAACUGGAGUAACUCAGUGGGACAGGCAGCAUCUCUGGAGAGAAGGAAUGGUUGACGAAAGGUGCUGCCCAUCCCGCUGAGUUACUCCAGCUUUUUGUGUCUAAACCAGCAUCUGCAGUUCUUUCCUACACACAUAAUAUAGAAGGUUUGUACAUGAUACAAGGCUAGUUGGAUAAAUAAACGUUGUUGAGAUUAGUAAGUAUUGUGUGUUUCAGAUCCAUUUUGAAUCCUUUACCUGAAGCAUAAAACUUGAAGGUGUCACAAGCAACUAGGAAGGCAAAUAGUAUACAGGAGUUUCCUUAUGUUCCUGAAACUCGAUCAUAAGUCAAUACUGACACACAAAACCCUGUCCACACUACUCCCACUUAUAUUGCUGGGACCCACCUCCCUUGCAAUAGAUAACAAUGUCCUGCUCACAUUGUUUCUGCUGCUGCCUCCUCUUCUUAUGAAGCAUGUUUUUUUUUUACACACCAAAAUAUCACCUAUUCCUUUUCAACAAUGCAAGGCACAUGUUAACUGAAGAGUUUAGCUUAAGGAUAGUCUUGGGGUAAGGGACUGGACAUUUGAGGCUUGGGUGAGUGGACAUCUUUUCACAGAGUUUCACAUAUCAUCAGUCUGAAGAAGGGUCUCGACCCGAAACGUCACCCAUUCCUUCUAUCCAGAGGUGCUGCCUGUUCUGCUGAGUUGUUCCAGCAUUUUGUGUCUACCUUCGAUUUAAACCAGCAUCUGCAGUUCUUUCCUACUCCUUCAUAUAUCAUCCGUCUCAUCCUGUUGUGUGGAUAAGGUGCCCUAACGUCUUAAGGAGAACUUAAUGGAGGUGCAUGGAAAGCCCCAGAAAUGCCUUGACCAGAUUGUAAAGAUAGACACAAAGUCGGAGUAACUCAGCAGGUCAGGAAGCAUCUCUGGAGAAAAAGGAUGGGUGAGAUUUUGGAUCGGGACACCGGUUUUGUUUGUUGAGCCAUUCCCUUUGAUCUUUGCUGUGGACAUUUUCAUUAGAUUCUAGAAAGGGCUAAUUUGAUGGGAGCAAAUAGUCAAACUGCCUAUUCCCUGAGAGCACGCUGCUUCUCUUUAUGCCAGAGCUAUAUGAUCAGAUAUUUUGGCUUUAUCAGUCGAUUAUUUGUUUAAUUUGAGACCCCCAAAUUUAGUACACCUUUCACCUACAUAGAUACAUGGAAAAUAGGUGCAGGAGUAGGCCAUUUGGCCCUUCGAGCCAGCACCGCCAUUCAAUGUGAUCAUGGCUGAUCAUCCACAAUCAGUACCCCGUUCCUGCCUUUUCCCCAUAUCCCUUGAUUCCGCUAGCCCUAAGAUCUCUAUCUAACUCUCUUUUGAAUGCAUCCAGUGAAUCGGCCUCCGCUGCCUUCUGAGGCAGUGAAUUCCACAAAUUUACAACUCUUUGGGUGAAAAUGUUUUUCCUCAUCUGUGCUACUCUCUCUUUUUACUCACCCCCACCCCACCUCCCCACCACCACAUGGACAGGUCCUUGACAUCAAACAGAAGGCAGGGUGAAGGCACUUACAAAUAAAUGGUGAUCAACGAUGCACCAGGGAGAUGAUGAUGAUGAAGAAUAUUGCUAUUAGCUUAAUGUUGCUGCUCCUCAGUUGAUCAAAAACAAGUAUCAGUUGAUGCCCAAAGCUACCAACCUGACAGAAGCCUUCCAGACUUGUGUGCUUGUGGUUAUUACCAAAAUGCAAUAAAUCCUACAACAUUCCAUUUACAAGAUUUCCAUUGGAGAAAGCUUGGGCAUUUAAGGAACAUUGCCAAGUUGAUGUUCUGAUAAUGACCAGAUAAUAUAUAGAGUGAUUUGGUCAUCUCUUUAUAUCUCCUCAGUUCUUCUUGUCGAUAUGGAUCUGAGCUCCAACUAAACUUAAGGGCGGCACGGUGGCGCAGCGGUAGAACUGCAGACCCAAGUUCGAUCCUGACUAUGGGUGCUGUCUGUAAGUAGUUUGUAUGUUCUCCCCGUGACCCCGUGGGUUUUUCUCCGAGAUCUUCAGAUUCUUCCCACACUCCAAAGACGGACAUGUUUGUAGGUUAAUUGGCUUGGUGUAUGUGCAAACUGUCCCUAGUGUGUGUAGGAUAGUGUGAAUGUGCGGGGAUCGCUGGUUGGUGGCUUGAAGGGCCUGUUGCGUUGCUGUAUCUCUAAACUACACUAAACAAAGAAGCAUCAUAAAAUACAUUUAAGUCUGAAAAUUGUUUAUUACUUAGCAUUGUGUUUUACAUGCUAUCUGAUUUGUCUUCUUAAAAUGUGACUUUAUUUUGAAUCAACAUGGAUAUUCCCAUUUCCCCUGGGGUCCGACAUUGUCUUAAACUUUUUUGUAGCCUUUUCAGUUUAAAAGAAAAGGAAAUUUAUUAAAGCCAUGAGUCAGGGUUCAGUAGAAUCUAACACAUAGGAAUUAUUUACAUUAGUUUAUCUGCAGUUGAUCAAAACUGGAUGGAGGUCCACAUUGAAAACUGCACACAAUGUGUUGGAAUUAUUUGCCUGGGUGUGGCUUGAAUUGAGUUAUUGUUGUGUAGAAAUGUCCAAUACAUUAGUUGUGGAUGACAAACACUUCGCCAUUCAUGAACGGAUAGCAUCAAAGCAUGGGAUUUUGUUGAGGGCAGGUCAUUCUCACUGUACAAUGAGAUCAUGUUGAGUAAUUAUUUGCUGAAAGCCAUUCAGAUGCCUCAUAUUUAAUUACACCUCACGACUUCUAAUCUUGAUUGAAUCCUCAAGCCUAUCAAACCUCCCUUCAGUUAGGAUGUUUACUAUUGAGGUUACUUGUGGCAUGGGAGCCAGAGUUGGGGGUAGUGGAAGAGUUGUUGAAACUAGUUACUAUGUCAAUAAUUAUUAAUAUAAGAUAAAUGAAAAGAUAUUGGUUAAUUAAGGUUACUGAAGUAACUUUGAAACCUACCAUUUUGACCUAGGAAAUUGGAGCAUAGAUUAAUGUUCAUAUUUGAAAGGUUUACAGAGAGUAUACAUCCGAUUUUAUGUGUACACAGACAGUGGACAGAGUUGUGCUCCCCUUUGAAAGAAGAUUGUACUUUUGUGUUGCCCUUGGGUUUAUCUGAACAAGCUGAAUUUAUGAUGAUAGAACUUUGUGAAUUAUGAUGAAGAGGAACAGGAAGCUGUAUUAAUAUAAUUUUGGAGUUUUAGAGAUGCAGAAUGGAAACAGGCCCUUCAUCCCAACGAGACCACACCGACCAUCGAUCACCUGCACACUAGUUCUGACAUCUCACUUCGCAUCCUACACACUAGGGGCAAUUAAUCUUAAGGCGAGAAGCCAAUUACUCUAAAACCUGCACAUUGUUGGAAUGUGGGAGGAAACCGGAACACCCAGAGAAAACCCACAUGGUCACAGGGAGAAAGUACAUACAGCACCCGUAGUCAGAAUCAAUCCUGGGUCUCUGGUGCAGUGAAGCAGUAGCUCUACCGCUGUGUCACAGUGCUGACCUCAGCUGAAUUUGUGCACCACAGUUCUCGAUGAGAAAGUAGGAUAAUGUAAAAAGUAGUGUGAUGGAUGAUUGGGGGUCAGUGUGGACUCAGCGGGCUAUCUUUUAAUCAAUCAAACAUUUCUCUCACUCACCUUAAAACAAUGAGCUUUAACAUUUGACAUUUUCAACCUGGGUGAAAGUCUCUACCUUAUCUAUGCCUCCCAUAAUUUUAUAUACUUCUAUCAGGUCUCCCCUCAGCCUCCGAUGCUUCAAGUUCAAGUUCAAGUGAGUUUAUUGUCAUGUGUCCCUGAUAGGACAAUGAUAUUCUUGCUUUGCUUCAGCACAACAGAACACAGUAGGCAUUGACUACAAAACACAUGAAUAAAAAAACUGAUAAAGUGCAAAUAACAGAUAAUGGGCUAUUAAUGUUCAGAGUUUUGUCCGAGCCAGGUUUAAUAGCCUGAUGGCUGUGGGGAAGUAGCUAUUCCUGAACCUGGUCGUUGCAGUCUUCAGGCUCCUGUACCUUCUACCCGAAGGUAGCAGGGAGAUGAGUGUGUGGCCAGGAUGGUAUGGGUUUUUGAUGAUACUGCCAGCCUUUUUGAGGCAGCGACUGCGAUAACAAUCCAGAGAAAACAAUCCAUGUUUUUCCAACCUCUCCUUAUAAUUAAUACAGUCCAUUCCAGGCAAUGUCCUGGAGAACUCCCAACAUCAAACCCUCCACAUCCUUCCUCAUGUAUGUUGUCUCUUUACAAUGCACUGCUUGUAUUCUUUAUUCACAAUCCUGUAAAUCAGUCCAUUUAUCUAUCUACCCAAGCUAAAGAAGAGUUUCGGCCCGAAACAUCACCUAUUUCCUUCGCUCCAUAGAUGCUGCUGCACCCGCUGAGUUUCUCCAGCAUUUUUGUGUACCUCCUUUUUAAAAUAUUUGUUGAAUCUAACUCCACCAUUGCUUCAGACUGGGUAUUGCAUCAGAAAACAUUUUUAAUCUUGGCUUGGUCCUUUGCCUAAAAUUGAAUGUCCUUGUGGUAGCAGUCUUUCUGCUAAUGGAAAUAGUCUUUGCUUCAUUAAAUCAAUCAAAACCUUAAUUAUUUGUAAUCUGUCUCUUCAAUCUAUGAUUUGCCUCUUAAUAAGAAUCCUCCUUGUACACUCUCCAUCUCUGACCUUCAUCCCCAAGCCAGCCACAUAUCUGCACCAGUAUACACUUGUGGCAAAUGUAGUGACCAUCCUGUAGAAUAUUCCUCUUUAACUCCCUAUUGCCAUGAAGCAGGUUUCAGGCACCACACGACCAUAUGAGACUGCUCACUUCCAGCUUUAUCUAAGAAAGAACUGCAGAUGCUGGAAAAAUCGAAGAUAGACAAAAAAUGCUGGAGAAAUUCAGCGGGUGAGGCAGCAUCUAUGGAGAGAAGGAAUAGGCAACGUUUCGGGUCGAGACCCUUCAGUCUGGGUCUCAACAUGUCAAAAAAGGUUUCAUUUUUUGUCUACCUUCCAGCUUUAUCUAGUUACUUACUGAUUAUAACCGAUAGAGUUAAAUAUUGAGACACUUGGAACAGCAGAUGCUGGUUUACAGAAAAAGAUACAAAGUGCUGGAGUAACUCAGCGGGACUGACCCUUUGAGUUGCUACGACACCUUGUAAAUUAUUUAUCGAUAUGGGUUUCUCAACAGCCAAACAUGUGGAUUUGAAACACAGCUUAAUGAAAGAUGUCCUUAAAUGUUUGCCUUUCUGCUGCUAGAAAUUCUGAGGAUAUAAAUUACUAAAUGCAUAUAUUUUGUGGUCUGGUUUUAAAUGUCUUUUAUGUUAUACAGCUUGCAGGCAACAUUGGCUUCUGAAACUGAGUUCAACCUGAAACACAUAACACAUGAAGGAACAACUUGCUAACAGUUUGGUUUGAUUCUGACAUUGUAAUGUUCUCAAAAAAAUAAAUGGUCCAUUUUGCAUUUAUUUUUUGGGAGGGGAAGUGAUUAUGUGUCCUUGGAGGGUUUUAUAUUUUGUAAUUCUUGCUAGACAGACAAUGGAAGCUAAAUGGCCUGUAUGAUCCACCAGAAGGAUAAUCCCUAUUUGUCAGGGUAAUCCUUCUUUAACAGGAUGAAAGGCAGUUACUAGAUGUGACGCCAACAACAUGUGCUAAUGUACUUAGUAAUUAAUAUGGAAAAAAAUAAUUAUUAAUAUGUAAUGUCAUUAUCCUUGCUUGGAUAACUGAAAGGAUAAUGGGGGAGGGAUCUGGAAGUGACUGAACUACUAAUACAUUACUGGGUAUUUAAGAAAUGCUUUACAUUGAUAGUGGAUUAAAUUGUACAAAGUGCAUAAAUUCAUGUCCUAGGAACAGAAUUAGGUCAUUCGGUCCAUCAAGUCUAUCUUUCCCUCUCAACCCCAUUUUCCUGCCUUCUCCCCAUAACCUUUGACACUCUUAAUCAAGAACCUAUCAAUCUCCACUGUGAAAAUAGGCAAAGAUUUGGCCUCCACAGCCAUCCAUGCUAGUGAAUGUCCUGGGAUAUCAGGACUUUCAUAUGAAGAAAGACUGGAUAGACUCGGCUUGUACUCGCUAGAAUUUAGAAGAUUGAGGGGGGAUCUUAUAGAAACUUACAAAUUUUUAAGGGGUUGGACAGGCUAGAUGCAGGAAGAUUGUUCCCGAUGUUGGGGAAGUUCAGAACACAGUUUAAGGAUAAAGGAGAAAUCUUUUAGGACUGAGAUGAGAAAAACAUUUUUCACACAGAGAAUGGUGAAUCUCUGGAAUUCUUUGCCACAGAAUGUAGUUGAGGCCAGUUCGUUGACUAUAUUUAAGAGGGAGUUAGAUGUGGCCCUUGUGGCUAAAGAGAUCAGGGGGUAUGGAGAGAAGGCAGGUACAGGAUACUGAGUGAUGAUCAGCCAUGAUCAUAUUGAAUGGCGGUGCAGGCUGGAAGGGCCGAAUGGCCUACUCCUGCACCUAUUUUCUAUGAUUCUAAUACCACAUUUGUUCUCAUCUUCUUUUGAAUGAUGCAUCUUUUUAAUUUAAGGCUCUGCUAUCUGGUCCUAGGCUCUGCCACUCGUGGAAACAUUCUCUCCACUUUGACUUUUUACUCAUUGCAAUUAAAUAAUGUAAAACCAUGGGUGAUUUACAAGGCUACCUGCUCUGGGCCAGUGAAGCAGCCACCACCUCCCUUUGUGCUAAUAGCAACUUAAUGGAAAUGAUGUCUAUUGCCCAUAUUAGCCCAUGGUGGUCAUCUUUAAUACAAGCUAUUUAACCAAAAACUUCAUACCUUUCCUCUUCCCACAUAUUUAUGUUUCCUUUCCUUUCAGCAAGUUACCUAAGGCACAAAGCCAGACAAAAGGCAUAGUUCCCGAUUCAAUGGCUAACUUCAUUAUUGAAUAUAUUUCACAAUUACUCAAUCCUGGCACUAUUUUGAAUCUGUUACACUGAUUACCACAAAAUUGCCAUUCAAUGCAUAUGCCAGUCCAGAAGAGGUACAAGUAGGCAAGAGAAAGUCGAGUUAAAAUUCAUUUUAUUAAUGGGUGAUCUGUCCAGAGGUGCAAUGCAGAGUAACCAGAGAGGAGCAACUACUUGCAGUGAGAGACAGAAUACUCCUAAGUUCCUGAAGAAGGACUUUUAACUCAGACUUCCUCAAACUGUGUUAAUCCUGUUGCACAUCACUGUACUUUCCACAAGAUAGUUACAAUGUUUAUUAACGCCAAUUAAUUCUGUCUUUUCAUUAAAAUAGGGAAGCUAUAGUGGUGCAGCAGUAGAGUUGCUGCCUUACAGCUCCAGAGACCCGACAACGGGUGCUGUCUGUACGGAGAUUGUACAUUCUCCCUGUGACUUCUUGGGUUUUCUCUGGGUGUUCCGGUUUCCUCCCAAACUCCAAAGAUGUUCAGGUUCAGGUUCCUGAAGUGUGUGCGUGUACAGGAUUACUAGUUGGUGUGAGCUCGGUGGGCCGAAGGGCCUGUUUCUGCGCUGUAUCUUUAAAGUCUAAAAGUCUAAUGCUGUAGGACUAGAGCCUCACGUCACUGCUCUAAUAUUAUUGGUAUCUUAAACCCAGACUAAUAACACCGCCAGCAAAGCUAAUUAUGACACUGCCAGAAUCUUGUUUCUGCGAGUACAUCUGAUUCUGACAGAUCUGGAGAUUGCUUAACUAAAACCUUUACAGGAAUUUUAAUUGGAAACAAAGCAUGAGAUCUGUGCGACAGGAUAGUUUGAAAAGGGUUGAAGUAAAUUAACGACAUUGCAUUGUGCCAAGUUUCAAGAGUGAGGAAAGCCAGGAAUCAAGAACGAGGUGUUCCAAAAUUAUAAGAUGCCAAAGAAUUAUUUAUGUUCUCUGACUAAUUUUUAUUUAGCAGUCUGACUACUUUGUUAAAACUGUAUGGGUUGCCGAAUGCCAAGGUAGUGUGAUGGAGAACAGUCCCACCAAUGAUGCCAUUAGCCUGAGGUUGACCAUGCAAUAAUGACUUGUGUCCACUGUAUUCUGCUUAUACUGAUGCCACUGUUUCACAUGAUGAUGACGGUGUUCACCUAAUGCUGCAUUCAAUGAGUUUUACAACUUGCUUUUAUCAAUAGUUGUGUUUUUGGACUUGUUUUUUUAUUGAUAUUUGUAUUUCAUGGAAUGUUUUCGGCCAACCUACCUGGAAUCAAACUAUUUGAUGCUUCUUUGCUACUCUGACAUUAUCAGGCCUCUUUUGAAAUGAGUAAGAUUGAUUUGUAUCAAAAUUCAAUGGACUUCAUUUCAUGGUUGGAGUAUUUGUUCAGUCUACUGUAUAUUAAUAAACUCUGAACUAUUUGCCGAUCAGA
Messenger RNA from Leucoraja erinaceus (little skate), 13202 nucleotides. RefSeq names its product endothelial cell-selective adhesion molecule-like. Lineage: Eukaryota; Metazoa; Chordata; Chondrichthyes; Rajiformes; Rajidae. Gene Ontology annotation, cellular component: plasma membrane; adherens junction. The transcript is spliced from 7 exons. The record is from RefSeq and is a predicted model, not a curated record. Bases 306 to 1529 code for a protein of 407 amino acids. Gene Ontology annotation, biological process: homophilic cell-cell adhesion. Gene Ontology annotation, molecular function: cell-cell adhesion mediator activity.